Messenger RNA from Medioppia subpectinata, 615 nucleotides. The record is from the annotation of a GenBank genome assembly. Lineage: Eukaryota; Metazoa; Arthropoda; Arachnida; Sarcoptiformes; Oppiidae.
AUGUCUCGGUUUGAAGUGACACCUGUUUCCCAACAAUCGUUUGAUGGCAUCAGUUCUCAGCCGCCAUCUAAUCGAUUAUCACCUAAUAAAGGACCCGUGAAAUCAAUAUUAAAACAUACCGUUUCGUUCACAUAUUCUCCACACGCGACCGUCACUCUCACAGCACAAGAUUCUCGUCUGAGGCAUGCGUUUGAAAAUAUAUUCUUCAAAAGUCUUAAGCUUCAGGACGCGAAUCCCGAUAAGAACGGAAAGUCUGAAAAGUCUGAGAUUAUGGUUUCCGGCCAUCCAUUACACCGAAGGGUCCAAUUACCGAAGGAAAGGGUGAUAGACAUGUCUCAGGAGGAACAGGCGGCCUGGGAAGAGGAUCAGCUCAACUCAAUUGUGGACUUCUCAACGUGUCACAUGUCUCAGGAGGAACAGGCGGCCUGGGAAGAGGAUCAGCUCAACUCAAUUGUGGACUUCUCAACGUGUCGUAUAGAUCCGGCGCCCUUUCAAUUGGUUGAGAAAACAACUUUACUUAAAGUCUACUCAAUAUUCUCGAUGUUAGGCCUAAAUCACGCUUACGUCACAUCAAUCGGACGAUUAGUCGGAGUUGUGGCCCUUAAAGAUGUAUGA